UCUCUAGGCUUACUUUCGCACAAACUCCGGUUCUGGAAGCAUGCGGCUCGACCUUCCAUGGAGACCAGCGCUGGUGAGUUUCUUUUGUGGCCUGGAGCUUCCAGUGGCCGCGCAGCACGUGCACACCGACGUCGAGGAUGCCGCGCUUUUGCAGCUGGCCGUCUCACCGGCGGACUCGUUGUGUGCUGCCUGCGACGUGGACCCCGCCGACCCCGCGGGCGAUCAAGAGCCGUGCCCGGCGACGGUCUUGGAGGCCAAGGCCUUCUUCCUGAACCGCUGCGAAGAGCUGGGUUGGAAGGCGGAGCGCUGCGCGGCUGAAGCCGACGACCUUUUUCGCCUCUCUCCAGUGGAGAAGCCCUUCAACGCGGAGCUUAUUUGUGCACCGCGCGGCCUUGCUGCUCUGGAUGCUGCCGAUCCGGAGCGACGGGCGGAGCGGCGCGAGGAGAGGCAGAGCAGGACGGGGACCAACCAAGCGACCCGCGAGCCGGUCGCCUCAAGCGUCCAGCCACGCCAGAGGAGGUACAGCUCGAACGAGAAGGACAAGACCAAGGAGGAAAACAACACGAUUGAUACGGAUAUCACGAGGAAGGAAGACAAGACGAAGGAGAUGACCCACAUCGUGGUGAAUAACACGGUGCUUGGGGACAACAACCGCAUCUACUUGGUGGCCGGGGAGGACAACAUCAUCGGCCACAGUGGAAAUGACGUGCCAGUGACCUUCACCAGUGGCAACUGGGUGAACUUUCCAUUCCAAAGCGGCAACGAUAUCAACGUUCCUUUCAACAACGGCAACGAUGUGAACGUCCCCUUCAACAAUGGCAACUCAGUACCCUUCAACAAUGGCAACACAGUAGAUGUGCCAGUUGGCAGCGGCAAUUAUGUACCUUUCAACAAUGGCAACACAGUAGAUGUGCCAGUCAACAGUGGCAAUUAUAUACCCAACAAGAAUGGCAACAAUGCAUAUGUGCCGGUCAACAGCGGCAACUAUGUGCCAUCCAAGAAUGGCAACAAUGCGUAUGUGCCGGUCAACAGCGGCAACUAUGUGCCAUCCAAGAAUGGCAACAAUGCAUAUGUGCCGGUCAACAGCGGCAACUAUGUACCCGUCAACAAUGGCAACAGCGUUAACGACAACAGUCGAGACAGCGUGGAGGUGAAGAGAAAGCAAGAGAGCAGCGUUGAAGGCAAUGACAAUGUGGUUGACCAGAAGUCUGGUGCUGUGAAUGCCUCCACCGGGUCUCUCACAGCAUCCUCCUCGACCAACUUGGAGAAGUCUGUGGAGGGUCCUCCCAGGUCGCUGCGGACCAGCAGCUCCCAAGGAUUGCCGGCGGGUGCUGAAGCAGGAGCGCAGCCAACUGCGCCUGUCGGCGCUGCAGAAGGAUCGAUGCCGGGCGCUGCAGUUUCACCUGCAGAUGUUCCAGAAGGAUUGAUGCCCUGGGGCCCUGAAGCGGCUGGAGAGCAACCAUUUGUGCCUGCAGAUGUUCCAGAAGGAGUGAUGCCAUGGAGAGCCGAAUCAGCUGGAGUGCAACCAGCCGCACCUGCAGACGUUCCAGAAGGAUUGAUGCCCUGGGGCCCUGAAGCGGCUGGAGAGCAACCAGUUGCGCCUGCAGAUGCUCCAGAAGGAGUGAUGCCAUGGAGAGCCGAAUCAGCUGGAGUGCAACCAGCCGCACCUGCAGACGUUCCAGAAGGAUUGAUGCCCUGGACCCCUGAAGCAGCUGGAGAGCAACCAGUUGCGCCUGCAGAUGUUCCAGAAGGAUUGAUGCCAUGGGGUCCUGAAGCUGCAGUGGCUGGGACUGCGCCGGGAGCAGACGCAGGUGCCGAAGCGGCUGGAGUGCAACCAGCUGCGCCUGCACACAUUCCAGAAGGAUUGAUGCCAUUGGGUGACAAAGCAGCUGGAGUGCAACCAGCUGCACCUGCAGACAUUCCAGAAGGAUGGCCGGCAUUGCCGCGUGCGAAACAAGCACCUGGAGCGCAACCUGCGGCUGCAACUGAAGGUCCCUCCCAGCGCUUCGCCGACGCGCUCCGGAGGGCCCCUCCACCGGCGGCGCCCGUUGACGUCGCGCACGACGUGCACGUGGCCCAAAGCGGCCCAGCGCCACACCGUGGCAGCGAGGCAGGGAAGCACAAGGCGGCCCAGCGUCGACUGCAUAAGUAAGCCAAAGAGCUGGUAGUUCGUUGAGCUGGUAGGCCCUAACAAGGGCCCAACAAAGACCGGUUUCACAUGGGCUUCGAGGUCGAUCAGUACCAGUGUUUUGUGAAGGUAUUGCAAUGUUCCUGGGGGAUUAUGAGGGAUUGCGAACCUGGCUUUCUUCUGGCCGAG
Messenger RNA from Durusdinium trenchii, 2317 nucleotides. NCBI's taxonomy places the organism in Eukaryota, Dinophyceae, Suessiales, Symbiodiniaceae. The record is from the annotation of a GenBank genome assembly.